AUGUCUGCUCAGUACCGUGCCCCCACCGCUGAACAGGUCCUUUCCCUCGCCUGCGCCGUCGUUGGCGUCGGCCCAGGAGGGAGCACCUCGAUGCUGGCUCGCGUCUCCAUCUCGGACUAUCGGGGGAACGUCCUCUUUGAUUGCUACGUCGCGCCGACCGUGCCCAUCACCGACUAUCGCACCAGCACGACCGCGAUCGAGCCCGGACACCUCCAUUCGCCGUCGGCCUAUAAAUUUUCUCAGGUACAGCAGCACGUCGCCAACCUGAUCAGAGACAAGGUCGUCGUCGGCCACUCGCUCUGGAACGACCUCUCAGUGCUCGGCAUUCCGCAUCCCGCAGUCAACACUCGCGACGUCGCGCUCUACCAGCCCUUCCGGAACGCCCUUCGGUCCCCGAAUCAGGUCAUCGGCCUGCAGACCCUGACUUGGCACCUCAUGCGCCGUCGGUGCCAGGACGGCCAGCUCGAUCCACUCGAGAACGCCCGCGCCGCCCUAGACCUGUAUCGGUCCCACGCUACUGAAUGGGAAAAGGCCAUCAGCGACGGCCAUUGGCCUUCUGCACUGCCUCCGAGCACGUUUUCGCGCUGCUAUCUGUAA
Heterobasidion irregulare TC 32-1 is the source of this 597-nucleotide messenger RNA. RefSeq lists its product as uncharacterized. Gene Ontology annotation, cellular component: nucleus. Bases 1 to 597 code for a protein of 198 amino acids. The record is from RefSeq and is a predicted model, not a curated record. Gene Ontology annotation, molecular function: nucleic acid binding; 3'-5' exonuclease activity. The transcript is spliced from 5 exons. Gene Ontology annotation, biological process: rRNA processing. NCBI's taxonomy places the organism in Eukaryota, Fungi, Basidiomycota, Agaricomycetes, Russulales, Bondarzewiaceae.